GAAGGGUUAACCGGGCAACGAGCGUUUGGAAGGAAGCCACUACCACGCUUCUAAAGCCCCCUUGAACAAACUGCCUGGCCCUCUUUGACACGCGUGUGGACCGUGAACCGUUCACUCGGUCGAGCCUCCGAAGUGGAGCUACUUGCCGCCGGCGUCGCGUCCUCCUCGUCGGACAUGCGAGGAUGUGCUGGCCGCUAAAGAGCAGCAGAUGUCAGCGAGACGGAUCGAUGCUGCUACCCGUGAUAAAGUAGAACAAAAACGGCUUAGUCGUCUCGUCCGCUCGGCCCCUCGAAGCCCGAAGACUCAGGAUGAGGAAACCCAAAAUCUUUCGGAUGGUUUUUGGGUUAAGUCUCGGAUGCUUCGUGAUGGUCAUAUUGUACUUUAACAGCAACAUGAAGCCAGCCUCGGAGCAAAAUGCAGAAGGAAGCAUCGGGCAGAAGCCCAGGAGGAGUCCUCUGCAGACACUUCAUGACGGAGACCAGGCUGAGUCGGCAGUUCAGGCGAUCCAUCAGGGCAGAAGGGAGCUGUUAGAAGAAGCGUGCCGCUCUUACACCCGAAAACGUAGAGUUCUCAUCCAGGAGGACCUGAAGCACGUCAUCGUGGACGACCAGCACGGCCUGCUGUACUGCUACGUGCCCAAAGUGGCCUGCACCAACUGGAAGCGGGUGCUCAUGGUCCUGACCGGGGCGGCCGGAUCUCACAGAGACCCGCUGGCGAUACCGGCAAACGAGGCCCACGUCCCGGGAAACCUCCGCGCUUUGUCCGAGUACUCCACCUCGCAGAUCAACCAGCGGCUCCGCUCCUACUUGAAGUUCGUGUUCGUACGCGAGCCCUUCGAGCGGCUGGUGUCGGCGUACCGCAACAAAUUCACCCGAAGCUACAACACGGCUUUCCAUAAACGCUACGGUACCAAAAUCGUGCGCCGCCAUCGGCCCAAUCCGCAGCCGGAAGCUCUGGAGAAAGGCGACGACGUCUCCUUCGAGGAGUUUGUGUACUACCUCGUAGACCCGGCCACCCAGUCGGAGGAGCCCUUCAACGAGCACUGGGAGCGCGUUCACUCGCUGUGCCACCCCUGCUUCAUCCACUACGACGUGGUUGGUAAGUACGAGACGCUGGAGCAGGACUCCGAUUACGUGCUGCGGCUGGCCGGGGUGGAGGACCAGGUCAGCUUCCCGGCCUCGUCCAAAAGCACCAGGACUACAGGAGACAUGGCCGCCCAGUUCUUCCGCAACAUCAGCCCCUUCUAUCAGAAGAAGCUGUAUAACCUCUUUCGUAUGGACUUCCUGUUGUUUAACUAUUCCGUGCCGGCAUACCUCAAGUUUUGAUGAGGCACAUCGUUCCUCUACGGGAGGGCCUUUUGACAACGCUAAAAACUUCAAGGUACGUAUGUACGCCUUCAAGGAACUUCAAGGAAAAGUGCACUUAUUUAAAUUUUACCCAUCAUCCCCAAUCGUCCUGAGGCAUUGUGAGGGUGGCGACAAUGCGCUGGUGAUGCGCGAGUGUGUGGUCAAGCUAGUCCCUAGUCGACUAGUAGCUAGCCGGUGUCACUACGCCAGGAAUGUAAUUCUUCGGUGUAAACAAUGGUUAACAGUACUAAUAAUGUUGUUGCAGCUUAGUUGAUAUGCGGGUCACAUUAUGUACACUAGCGCUCAAAAGUUUGGGAUCACUUGCAAAUUUCUUUGUUUUUCCAAAGAAAAACACAUUUUCAUGCAUUUCACAAACAAUUAAAAUGAAUCAGAUGAUUUUCAAAGAAAGAUCUACAUUUUUGCAUAGAGGCCUACUAUCAACAACUGUCAGUCCUCGGCAUCAAUCUCCUGGUAUGGCUGCUAAUCCAAGUUCAUCAUUUUAUAAGGCUAAUAGAUGAUUAGAAAACCCAUCUAAAAAUCUAAACUAAAACUAAAAUCUCUUACCAAUACUCCCUUCAGAGAGCAGCACAAACCGGGUCUAACAAGGACAAUAAAACGCUGCAUAUCUGAGAGUGUGUAGUUUAAGACAAAGACGCCUCACAGGUCGUCGCCUGGCAGCUGCACUAAAUACGUAGUACCCGUCAAACGCCAGUGUCGGUAUCAACAGUGAAGCGGCGACUUCCGGAUGCUGGACUUCAUAGCAGGACUGCCAAGAAAAAGCCAUAUCUCAGACUAAAAAAAAAACCCCAAAAAUAUCCAAGUGAUCCCAAAAUUUUGAGCGGUAGUGUAAAUGGUGCAUUUUUGGCCGUUUUUUUCAGAAGGCUUUUUUAGGCGGAACAAGUGCGUCCCAUCAAAUUCAUUCUUAGCUACCUUUAAAAAAAAAAAAAAAAAACCUAACGCUAGGGAAAUUAUGCUUAAAUUGACCAAAAUACUGUAAGUAUUACAUGUUAUCAUGAACGAGUCUGUUACUGCAUGGAUAUAAAACCAUUUUGGGGGUGUUUGGAGGCGGAAUAGGUCUGUCCCAUCAGCUGCCUCUGUUUAGCUGUUAUUUUAUCUUCAGAACGCACAGAAAAGAGAAAGAUAUGUAUUCAUGUCUCACAUAAGGACUGAGGAUGAUGGGUGAAAUUGCCAAAAAAUUGCCCUUUUCCUUGAAACAGGAUAGGAACUGUUCAACAAAAAGUGAAACUCGCUCAUUUGUAUUUUACUGUAAACGGUGUACCAGUGCUGUUGUUGUCUGUGAAAGUGUGAAAAAUACAUUUAUGUAUAUUUCUUUUUUCAAUUCAAAAGAUUUGCACAAUAAAUGUGAUGGCUUUUCUGGGGAGACGUUACAACAGCACAAUGAAAGUAUUCAAAUUGCAUCUGGGCAGUGAAUGUCUCAUAUGUGCCUUUUGAGUGUCAGCCUAAUUUUGACCCCCGGAGGUAAAAAAAAAAAAAAAAAAAUGUGCCUGUUUUUUUAUUUUAGAAUGUAGAACAAUAUUGUUUUACUAUAACUGUUGUCUUAAUUUAUUGUGUUUUUUUGGACUGAGGCCAAUAUGUAGUUUCGGUCACAAUUUUCAAAUAAAUGUGAUCUAGCAACAUCGUUUAUGGGAGUGGGCGUGGGAUUUCUGAAAUCAAUAGUUGGAUUUGUAUUCAAAUUCAUGUCGACUUGUGUUAUUGGAAUACAAAUCCAGUCUAUAUUUGAAACGUAAACCUAAAAAGUGGUACCGGUUCGAUCGUCGCUUCCUCCACUCACUCACU
This is a messenger RNA of Doryrhamphus excisus (bluestripe pipefish), 3143 nucleotides long. Its product is annotated as carbohydrate sulfotransferase 11-like. Gene Ontology annotation, cellular component: membrane. Gene Ontology annotation, molecular function: sulfotransferase activity. Lineage: Eukaryota; Metazoa; Chordata; Actinopteri; Syngnathiformes; Syngnathidae. Gene Ontology annotation, biological process: carbohydrate biosynthetic process; proteoglycan biosynthetic process. The record is from RefSeq and is a predicted model, not a curated record.